AUGGUUGACAAGGUCGAAACACCAGUCGACCAGAUCAAGAAGGAGGCCGCCAUGUUGGAGAGCCUCGACCAUCCCAACAUAGUCAAGUUUCACGGCGUCUACUACGAGAGGUGUUUCGUCUGCAUUGUCAUGGACAAGUACGGCGGAGGACACCUUGUGGAGGGCCUGCAGAAACACCUCAAGGAGCGCGGUCAGAUCAACUGCUUCCACGUCGUGCACGUCGCACGUCAGAUGGGAGCAAGCGUCGAGCACCUGCACUCGCGUGGCGUCAUCCACCGGGACGUGAAGGGCGACAAUUACCUCAUGGACCGCAGAGACAUGACAGACCCUGGUUGCAAGGUCGUGCUGACGGACUUCGGCACCGCCUGCCACGUGGAGCCGAGCGAGCGCCUGAGCGCGGCGGUCGGCACCAAGAUCUUCUGGGCGCCCGAAUUCUUCGACAAGAACUACGGCAAAAAGGUCGACGUGUGGGCCAUCGGCGUCAUCAUGUACGGCCUCGUGACGGGCCGCUUCCCCUUCAGGGACGAGGCCGACAUCCGGACGAAGGAGGUGAAGAUCCCGAAGAGGGUCCACCACCGCUGCGACGAGACCCCUUCGUCAAGAAGAUGCUGGAGAAGAAGGAGUGCCCUGCGGUUUGACGCGGCGCAGAUGAUGGGGCACGCGUGGUUGGCUGAUGGCAGCAAGAAGGAGGACAAGACCGACUCAAAACAGUCGGUCCCAGACGGAGAAGAGGCGCCAACAGAGGAUUUCCGGGUCGAUCAAGCGAACGAAGGCAUUCAGGAGAGGCGUCAGGAGUUGAUCAACCGCCUGAACAAAGAGCAUGAGGGCCGCACAGCUCCCAAGUACGACUGCUUUCUAGCAGAGUGUGCGAAGAGGUCGGAAGCAAUGAUCUUGCGGCGGACGAUGGUAGACUUGCAGGUGGGGGCAGAGGCUAGGUGUACUCCGUCUCCGCCUCCACUUGUGCAACAUCUUGCCACUUGCGAGGCCAAGCGCGCAAACAUCCACGAGAUAGACGACGUAUCAUCGUCCACAGAUUUGAAAGGCGCUGGAUUCAAUCUGGAGACGUUCGAGAGUAUGUUGAAGGAUUGUGACUCUCCUAAUUGCGAGGAGAGUGAGCAUGAGGUGGCGGCAGUUGUUGCACGAUCUGACGAGGUAGAUGCAGACCAGCAUUAUGAGCGACGUCUGCCCUAG
This is a messenger RNA of Prorocentrum cordatum, 1191 nucleotides long. Lineage: Eukaryota; Dinophyceae; Prorocentrales; Prorocentraceae. The record is from the annotation of a GenBank genome assembly.